AUGAGAGUUUCCGCAUUUAACAGUUGUAGCUUACGCGGUUUCAAGCGGUCCCGCGUUUCGAGUGAAGAAAAUGAGAAUGACUUUGGUGGAAACUUGAAGAGUCAAGAGUUUUAUCUUGGCAAGGACGGGGACACGACAGAGAGGGCAGUAGAAAAAGAACUAAAGAAAAUGAGAUUAGAUUUGGAGCAGGAUAGUUCGAGAGAUUUCACCUACCAAAAUUCAAAUUCUGAAUCCUCUUCUCCAAAAACCCCCUCAUCUCAUUCUCCUUUUAACGCCAUUGAAAGCUCUACUCAAAAUUCCUAUCAUGAUCACUUUCAUUUCACCCAAGAACAAAAACCCCAAUCUUCACAUCAACAACCUAAUAAUUCACAUAAAUCCAACCAUCAUCCACUUCGCAUAUCGACAAGAUCUGACGCAUAUUCUUCCCUUGAUGCUGAAUUUAACCCUUAUGCUAAUAUUAAUUCUCUACUAUACCUUGCAAAUUUGACACGAAGCUCGCAUAUUAUAAAUGAAUUGCAGGGAGAACUCGGCAAUAUGGACAUAGAUGGGAGAGGCUUGGUUGGAAUGAGUGAUGAAGGUUCAGAUAUCCAUGAUUCGAGACAAAAUUAUUCUAAUUAUAACAGCCGCGAUAGCCUUUCAGUUCAUUUACCAUCUAUUUCCGA
Acaulospora colombiana is the source of this 662-nucleotide messenger RNA. Lineage: Eukaryota; Fungi; Glomeromycota; Glomeromycetes; Diversisporales; Acaulosporaceae. The record is from the annotation of a GenBank genome assembly.